This is a messenger RNA of Pichia kudriavzevii, 1617 nucleotides long. RefSeq lists its product as uncharacterized. Gene Ontology annotation, molecular function: sequence-specific DNA binding. Gene Ontology annotation, biological process: positive regulation of transcription from RNA polymerase II promoter by glucose. The coding region runs from base 1 to 1617 and encodes 538 amino acids. The record is from RefSeq and is a predicted model, not a curated record. Gene Ontology annotation, cellular component: nucleus. NCBI's taxonomy places the organism in Eukaryota, Fungi, Ascomycota, Pichiomycetes, Pichiales, Pichiaceae. The transcript has a single exon.
AUGACGUCUCCAUUCCAAUACGAACACCCAAACGCUCACAUGGGACACGCCAAUCAUGCAGCAGUCCCACCCAAAACAGUCUAUAACACUGCAAGUUUUACUUCCGGAACCGCCACAACUACAGGCAACUUAACCCCUAAGAUCCAUAAUCUUAUUCAUGCCGACAACAGUAACAGUCAGGCCGAACAUUUCAACUCCUUUGUGCCAUUAUCAGGAAAUUCUACAGUCACUCCGAUGCCAUCCACGAUGGUGAAAAAUAACUCAUUUGAAACUAUAAGUAAGUCUCCUAAAGAGGCCAAGAACUACACCUCGGGUGUUAAACAUACCAAGAAGACUACGAAAAAGAAGCAGGCUAAUAAUGAAGAAAAGCACUUGAUCUCCACCUCGUCUCCUGAAGGUAUUGCAGCUGCUUCUGAAAUCACCCCUAAUAGGAUCGCCUCAAUCUUGAUCAAAGAAGGUCCACUUCCUAUCCGUCAUUUAACUGCACACUUGAUUGAACAGGUUCCUGCUUUUGGACACUUGUCUCUUUCCAAACAGAGAAGACUAAUCAUGGCUGCAUUAGAAUCCGGUGAUUUAAUCACUGGAUGUGUAUUUGAAAAAAUCGGAUGGGGUCAAUGGGAGGCCAGAUUGGUUAGCAAAGAUCUAGUUAAAACGAGAAUUGAAAAUAGCACCCCUUCAACGACUAUAUCAAAUAUCAAUUCCUCAAAUACUUCAAUCGAUGCAGCAACAGAUAAUAUAAAAGAAAAAAUUGGUUCUUUAUCUCCACCCCCAUCUACUGGUGAGUUCGUUACAAAUGAUAAGAAGAAGCUAAGAUCUGUGUCUGCAUCCGUUGCCACUACAAGAAGAGAAUCUAUCACUGCACAUCUGAAUGAAUAUUCGGCACUCCCUACCUCUCCAACGUUAGGACCAUUAGGUCAUUUUAGGAAGGACCUAGCCCACUAUGGCGAUAUCGACGAAGCAAUAGAAUCUUCUUCUUCAAUGUCCGAUGAUGAAGAAAUUGAAGAACAUGCAUUGAAUAAAGUCUCCAACGGAACUUCGUUCAGUAGACAUUCACCUGAUUAUGAUUAUUCAAACACCCAAACAUUGUAUGGAGGUAAACAAAAAGGUCAGAACAUUCGUUCACCAUCUGUUCCAUCCUCACGCCGCCCUUCAUUUGCUGGUGUACUAAAACCAAGGAAGCCAAGAACUUCAUUCAACCAACAAACUUUAGAAGCAGCUCUAGAUGAUGCACCCAUGGAGAGAAGAGAAUCAAGGGUUUCCUUUUCAAAUUCUUCCAAUUUAUCACGUCAAUCCUUUUUGAGAACAAUAAUACCACAACGUUCGAACAACCUUAGCUCCAAUUCUUCACACGAUAGAGAUGAUGAAAAUGCUAUAGUUGAUGAUGAAUCCGAGUCACCAACCAAUAGUAAUGAGCCUAGAAGCGAGGGAUCAAAUUCAAAUUAUACAGAUGAAGAAGAUUGGAAAUCCUUGGGGCCUUCUUUAUUGAAAAGAAAAGGACAACAUUCCAGUAUAUCCACUGUGUUUCCAUCUGCUUUCGAUCCAAAUAAUCCGAAAAAUAACGGCAAAACAACAGAAGAGUUGGCUGCUAUCGCUUUAUUAGACCUUAAGUCUGUUUAA